Aureobasidium vineae is the source of this 1656-nucleotide messenger RNA. Lineage: Eukaryota; Fungi; Ascomycota; Dothideomycetes; Dothideales; Saccotheciaceae. The record is from the annotation of a GenBank genome assembly.
AUGGCAUCUUACACCGCAGACGAAUCGCUCAAGCAUGGAGCCCACCAGAUCGAGGAAGUGUUCGGCGCCCACGCCAUCGUUGAUGCCAAACACGCCUCCGAUGCCGAGCACAAUACACCGCUUAUGGAGGUCAUCAAGAAGAACCGGAAAGCAAUUGCUUGGUCCAUGAUCAUGUCGAUGACUGUUGUCAUGGAAGGCUACGAUACCAUCUUGAUGUCGAGUUUCUUCGCCUACCCAUCUUUCGCUAAGAAGUUUGGCGAAUACAAUGCGGCUACGAGCGACUAUCAACUUACUGGUGCUUGGCAGACUGCUCUCAAUAAUGUCGGUAUUGUCCCUGGUAUUUUCUUGAACGGAUGGCUCGCUGCCAAGUACGGUUACCGCAAGGUUAUCAUUGUUGCCCUCUUCUUCCUCAACGCCUUCAUCUUCAUUACCUUCUUCGCGCCGAACAAGCCAGUCCUUGUCGUUGGUCAGAUCCUGUGUGGUUUCAGUUGGGGUGUCUUUGCAACAAUUGGUCCAGCUUAUGCUUCUGAGAUUGUUCCCUUGCAACUCAGAGGUUACCUGACAUCUUACGUCAAUCUAUGCUGUAAGAAGUCUAUUGCCCUCUCUAGUAACAUCACUGACAUGCUUCAGNGGGCCAUUGGACAGUUCAUCGCCGCUGGUGUCCUUAAAGGUCUUGUCGCCAGAACUGACCAAUGGUCAUACCGCAUCCCUUUCGCCGUCCAAUGGGCAUGGCCUGUCCCUCUCAUGGUCGCCUGUUUCUUCGCUCCAGAGUCGCCGUGGUACAUGGUUCGCAACAACCGACUCGCAGACGCCGAACAUAUCCUCAAGCGUGUCUCAACCAACACCAGCGAAGACGAAAUCAAGGGGACACUAGCAAUGAUGGUUCACACCACCGAGAUCGAAACUCAACUGGACAACGAAGCAUCGCAGUCAUCUUACUUGCAAUGCUUCAAGGGUACCGACCGCCGCCGAACCGAAAUUUGCUGCAUGACAUUUAUGGGCCAACUUUUCUCAGCGGUAGCCUUUNGCGGCACCAUCGCAUCCUGGUUCAUCCUCGCCCGCGUCGGCAGAAGAAAGAUCUACACGACCGGCAUGGGCGUCCUCUGUGCUCUCCUCUUCAUCAUCGGCAUCGUUUCCGCAGCCAGCAAAUCCGACGACGUGAAGUGGGUAGCUGGUGCUUUGACUGUGGUAUGGCUAUUCACUUACUCGCUCACUGUGGGGCCUGUGGCAUACACUAUCGUCAGUGAAACCUCUGCUAUCCGUGUUCGUGCCAAAACUGUUUGUUUGGCGAGAAACGCGUAUGCGUUGAUGAAUAUUGUGUGUUCGACUGUGAGUGUUGCUUCUCUAUUGGCUCCUUCGCCACCAACUGACCUUUCUCACAGCNUCGAGUCUUACUUCAUGAACCCUACCGAGUGGAACCUCAAAGGCAAAACCGCAUUCUUCUGGUUCGCAACCUCGUUCCUCACGUUUGUGUGGGCAUACUUCCGAUUGCCCGAGGCCAAGGACCGCACUUAUGAAGAGAUGGAUCUGCUAUUCACAAAGGGCGUUUCUGCAAGAGAGUUUGCCAAGUACAAGAUUGAUGCUUAUGCGGGUGCUGCUGUGGAAAGCAAGGAACAAAUCCUCCAUGAGGAGAAGGUUGCCGGUAAUGUGAAGUAG